GCGCGUGGCGUCCGUAGCCACGGCAACCAGCUGCUUCUGAGCUGCACGCGGCCGGGCUAGGAGUUAGGAGCUGAGUUCCAGGACCCUAGUUGUGCAUGGGCACCUGCACCCGCCCGGGCCAUGGACGAGUCCUGCGAAGUCUACAACCACCUGUACUCAGCGCUGCUCGGGUUCUACCAGCCUGAGUCUCUGGGGGACAGUGACAGCACUGAUGUGGUCCCUGCCUUCGAUCCUGAGCCAGUCAUCGCCCACUGCUUCAAGCAGUUCAAGCAGGACUUCCGCCUGCCGCAGAGCCGCCGGAGGGUCAUCAUUGUGCCUGCCCAGCAAGGACAGGCACCUGUGGACCCCACGCCCAGGCCCCCGCCGUCCCUACCACCUGUCUCCAGCCUCAGCAGCCUGGAUGGUGGAGGAGAGGGUGGGGACAUCCCCGGGCCACUGGAGGACAGGGCGGCCUGGCUUCACCAGAGGGCAAGGCUGCGGAAGGAGCUGGAAGCCCUGGGCGACGUGACGCAGUGGCUGAAGAACAAGCCCAGCAUCUCGCCCUUGGAGGCCAAGGUCCUGCGCAUGCUCCACAAGGAGCGUGAGGCCCAGCUCACGGGGCAGGUGACGGCCACCGUGGCCACCAAGAAAGGAACCCCUCAGCGAGUGGUGCCCCAGCUGCGGCUGCCCAAGCCCCAGGCCCUGUCAGCCCUGUACAGCUACCUGCGUAGCCGCAAGAUCCAGGUGCUGGAGCUGUUCGCCAAGGGCCAGGGCAUGCAGCAGAGAGUCUCCCGGGAGGAGUUCCUCUCGGCACUCAGGACGGUCGGAGUCCCCCUACAGCAGCAGGAGAUGGAGGACGUGGUGAUCUACCUGAGCUCCCUCGGGAAGCAGCACGAGAUCACCAUAGAGACCCUGGCCAGCACCUACAAGCAGUGGUCUGUGGCCCAGCAGAGGAGCAUACUGCCCACCACCUGCAAGU
Molecule: messenger RNA, 958 nt
Organism: Chinchilla lanigera (long-tailed chinchilla)
Lineage: Eukaryota; Metazoa; Chordata; Mammalia; Rodentia; Chinchillidae
Gene: Efcab12
Product: EF-hand calcium binding domain 12
Source: RefSeq, a predicted model, not a curated record